CCUUACAAUCGUCGUGAGCGAGAACGCAACGCAAAAUGUAUAAUCGAUAUGAAAGGGCCAACUACCAUUAUCACAGACCCGGAAGAUGGCGAGGAGAAAAAGUUUGCAUUUGAUUUUAGUUACUGGUCACAUGAUGGCAGUAAGGAGAUGCCUGGGGGAUUUUACGGUCAAGACCCCUCACACCCUAAUGGCAGAAAAUUCUGUGACCAGAAACGUGUGUUUGAUGAUAUUGGUGUAGGAAUAUUAAAGAAUGCGUGGAAUGGUUAUAAUACUACAUUGUUUGCGUAUGGUCAAACUGGUAGUGGUAAAAGUUGGUCUAUUGUGGGUUACGGUGUCAAUAAAGGUGUUGUACCAAUGUUCUGUGAAGAAAUUUUUAAAGGAAUUGAAGAGAAAAAAGCUGCAGGUGCAGAAAUAGAAUUUGAGGUACAAAAAAACUUAUUUAGUUAUUCAUUUGCUACUAAAAUCUUUACUUUUAGUAAACUAGGUAUAAUGGGUAAGGAGAUGCCUGGGGGAUUUUACGCUGAUGGAUUACAUAUCACCCCUGUUGAUAGUUAUGAAGAAAUUGAAGAUAAAAUGGAAGAAGGAACUAGGAAUCGAACUGUAGCUGCUACCAACAUGAAUGCUACCAGCAGUCGAGCUCACACUAUUGUUGGUAUGACGUUCAUUCAAAAGUUUAAAAAUUCGGCUGGUGAAGAAACAACUAAAUCUGCUAUAAUUAAUCUUGUAGAUUUAGCUGGAAGUGAACGUGCUGAAAGUACUGGAGCUACUGGUGAUAGAUUGAAAGAAGGAGCUGCUAUUAACCAGUCUCUCUCUAGUUUGGGUAAUGUCAUCUCAGCUCUAGCUGAUAGAAGUUCCGGUAAAAAUACUAGAGUGCCUUUCAGAGAUUCGUGCCUCACCAAGUUAUUGAAGAAUGCUUUGGGUGGAAACAGUAAAACUAUUAUGAUUGCUGCUGUGAGUCCUGCUGAUAUCAACUAUGAUGAAUCUCUUUCUACUCUCAGAUACGCUGACAGAGCAAAACAGAUCAAGACAACUGCUUGUGUUAAUGAAGAUCCAACAGAGAAAUUAAUUCGUGAACUACAAGAGGAAAAUGAGAAAUUAAAAGCUAUGUUAGGAGGAAAUGUUAAGAUGGAGGAAAUGGAAGAAGAAUACAAGAGUAGAUUAGAAACUAAUGCUAAAGAAAUGGAAGAAAUGGCUAAAACCUUUGAAGAGAGGUUGAAGGAGGCGCAUGCUCAUGGGGGACAACAUGUAGCUGAAUUGAUUGAAAAAAAGAAGAAAGUUGUCCAUCUCUCAAAUUUAAACAUGGAUCCUCAAUUAACAGGUCAUAUUGUACUGUUCCUGGAGAAACCUGUAAUAUCAGUAGGAAAUGGCAAGGGAAUUGCGGAUAUUUCUAUAAGGGGACCAAGUAUUGUUGAUAAACAUGCUAUCAUUCGAGAAGAGAAAGGUGAAUACAGUAUAGAACCAGCAGAACCCAAUGUCCGAUUAUUGAGAAAUGGUAAACAGCUGGUCAGUAAAAUAGGUCUGAAAAAUAAUGAUCGUAUUAUUUUUGGUACGACUCAAUACUUCAUCUUUGUUAACCCUAAAGAUCCCAAAGCUAAAGAGGCUGUUGAAAUAACGUUUGAAAUGGCUCAAGAAGAAAUCGCCAAAAAAUCUGGAUUUGACGUCUCCUCGGAACAUAAAACAAGAGAUGAAGCAUUACUAAAGGAAGAUAUUGUGGAGAUGAUGCCAGCUGUAGAGGAAGCUAACUCAAUCAGUGAAGAGCUUGAUAAAAAGAUGAAGUUUGAAUUAAUGGUUGUCUCCCCUGAGGCUAGAGGAGAGUUGAGGGGUCGUACAGAGGUGAUGAUUCGGGUAGUAAAUGUAGAAACAAAACAUGAAUGGAUUUGGUCACACGAGAAAUUUAUGAAUCGUAAAUAUUUGAUGCAAGAAAUGUACCAGGAUUUUCUAGAAGAAGGGUAUGAUGAUUGGGACUUGCCUAAGGAUCGAGAUCCAUUUGCUGAAGAUUAUGAUUCAGAGUUUCAUAUUGGUUCUGUUAAAAUCUGGCUACAAUCUCUCUCGUAUCUUAUUGACAUCAAAGAACAGUUAGAUGUCACAGAUUUCAAGGGACAAGAAGUUGGUCUACUCAAUGUAAAGGUGAUACCGUGUGAUAAAAAAGGUAAAGAAUACUCAGAGGAAGAUGAUAUGUUUGUUAACUCACCGGAGGAACUGUUGGGGAAGGAUAUUAAUUUUGUGGUGAAGAUUGACAGUGCUAGAGGAUUACCUUCACAAUUUACUGAUAUGUAUAUAAAGUAUGUAGUUUACCGUGAAAAAAAGUAUACCUGUAGUAAUCCAAUUCAAAAUACUAUCAACCCAGACUGGAAACAUUCUCGAGUUGUCAACCUGGGUAAAGCUGAUGAAGAGAUUGUAGAGUAUUUGUCACAAAGUGCCAUCAUGGUACAGAUCUGGGGAAAACAAAAACCACCAAAAACAAAGAAGAAAAUCAACACCAAGGAUGCUAUAUUGUCUGAUGCAUUAAGAAAGGGUCAGGUCUCUGCUGCUAAUACCAAUACAAAGGUAGGCUCAUUCUACUUUGACAGUUUUUUUCCCUUUGUUUAUACAAAGAUAUAUGCCUUGUCAAUCUUUCUUACUCUUUUUCUCUCUACUAAUAUAAAUACAAAAUUAUACUAUAUACUGCUUGCUUUGGCACUGUUUCUUUUUCUCUUAUUCAAAGGCUCUAAAAAUAAAAGAAACAGUCAUUUAUUACAAGAAUAA
Lottia gigantea (owl limpet) is the source of this 2745-nucleotide messenger RNA. RefSeq lists its product as hypothetical. Gene Ontology annotation, molecular function: microtubule binding; ATP hydrolysis activity; ATP binding. Gene Ontology annotation, biological process: cytoskeleton-dependent intracellular transport; microtubule-based movement. The transcript is spliced from 20 exons. The annotation marks the transcript as partial. Lineage: Eukaryota; Metazoa; Mollusca; Gastropoda; Lottiidae. Gene Ontology annotation, cellular component: kinesin complex; microtubule. The record is from RefSeq and is a predicted model, not a curated record.